This is a messenger RNA of Hemibagrus wyckioides, 9602 nucleotides long. RefSeq names its product nuclear receptor coactivator 2 (gene ncoa2). Gene Ontology annotation, molecular function: protein dimerization activity; nuclear receptor binding. Gene Ontology annotation, biological process: cellular response to hormone stimulus; positive regulation of transcription by RNA polymerase II. Gene Ontology annotation, cellular component: nucleus. Bases 448 to 4290 code for a protein of 1280 amino acids. NCBI's taxonomy places the organism in Eukaryota, Metazoa, Chordata, Actinopteri, Siluriformes, Bagridae. The record is from RefSeq and is a predicted model, not a curated record. The transcript has 22 exons.
GCCACUCGUACUUUUACCAUCGUUGUUACUAAUCUUCAGCGCGAGCUACUGAAUGCACACGCAAGAAAAAAUGUUCACGACUUGGUGAAUUGAACAUAGGCGGCUGUUGCUGGGUGUACAGUGACCGAGCUGCAGCUCAAACGGGGACGAUACACACUGAGUGGGGGGAGGACACACACACACACAGUCAGAGAGAGAGAGAGAGAGAGAGAGAGGGAGAGAGAGGAGCAACAGCAGUAGGAACAUGGCGGCGCCGCUCAGCUCUCGUGCUCUUCCCCCGAGUCCAAGGUCAGAGCCAGAGCUCACGCGCAGGAUUUAAGCGGAAACUAACUACUGCAACUCGAGCAUCUUAGAAAGUGAAGCUGACGAUGCCUAUAGAUUCCCGCCGCUGCAGGAAUGGCCUGAGUGUGUGUGUGGACUGAAACUGAGUUGCUGGUAUGCAUUAAAAUGAGCGGCAUAGGGGAAAACUCAUCUGACCCUGCUAGGGUCGAGCCUCAGAAACGCAAAGACUGCUCAUCAGAGCUCCUGGGUCCUAGCCCCAAGCGGAGCACGGAGAAGCGAAACCGCGAGCAGGAGAAUAAAUACAUCGAAGAACUCGCCGAGCUGAUCUUCGCCAACAUCAACGACAUCGACAACUUCAACGUCAAGCCUGACAAAUGUGCAAUCCUGAAAGAAACUGUGAAGCAGAUCCGUCAAAUAAAAGAGCAAGAGAAAGCAGCUGUGUGCAGCGAGGACGAGGUGCAGAAGGCCGAUGUCUCGUCCACAGGCCAAAGUGUUAUUGACAAAGAUGCCCUCGGACCAAUGAUGCUGGAGGCCUUGGAUGGCUUCUUCUUUGUGGUGAACAUGGAGGGGAACAUUGUGUUUGUGUCAGAAAAUGUGUCCCAGUACCUGCGCUACAAUCAGGAGGAGCUUAUGAACACAAGUGUUUACAGCAUUUUACACGUGGGAGACCACGCAGAGUUUAUUAAGAACCUGCUGCCUAAAUCACUCGUGAACGGCGUCCCGUGGUCGAGUGAGGGCUCCAGGAGGAACAGUCACUCGUUUACGUGCCGCAUGCUGGUGAACCCAGAGGAGGCGCAGGAGCAGGAGGCACAGAAAUAUGAAACCAUGCAGUGUUUCACUGUCUCCGAACCCAAAUCCAUUAAAGAGGAGGGAGAGGAUCUGCAGUCGUGUCUGAUCUGUGUAGCAAGGAGAGUACCUAUGAAGGAGCGACCGAUGCUCCCCACACACGAGAGCUUCACCACACGGCAAGAUCUCCAAGGGAAGAUCACGUCGUUGGACACCACUAUGUUACGAGCCUCUAUGAAGCCUGGUUGGGAAGACUUAGUAAGGAGAUGUAUCCAACGCUUUCAUCUACAGAACGAUGGAGAUAUUUCCUACGCCAAACGUCACCAGCAAGAAGUAUUGAGACAUGGCCAGGCGUUCAGUCCUAUCUAUCGGUUCUCCCUCUCUGACGGCACCAUCGUCUCGGCUCACACAAAGAGCAAACUUGUCCGCUCUCCAGCCACCAACGAGCCGCAGCUUUACAUGUCGUUACACAUUCUCCAGAGAGAGCCGACUGUAUGUGGCAUGGCACCUGACUUGGGCAAACCCAUAACCCCACUGACCACAAUGACCUCACCUAACCCGAUAAGUGGAAAUACUCAAGGUCAGGAGGGCGUCAUUAGUAGCAACACGCCUGCUUUCUCGUCCCCAGGAGCCCAUAAAGAUUUCCGUUUCGGCUGCCCAGGCACCGCUCAGAGCACUGGAUACCCACUGAAAAUGAGCAGCCCAUCGCAUCGCCCCAGUCCUGGGGUAACCAGCUCCCCCCGUUUACCCCCAGCCCAGUUUACCCCCACCAAUCCUCUCCAUUCACCUGCAGGUAUGUGCCCAGGCAACAGCAGUAAUCAAGUGUUCACUAGCAGUUCCCUUAACGCCCUUCAGGCUCUCAGCGAGUGCCAGUCCAUUUCCCUGAGCCAUUCUAUGGGGUCACCUGAUUCCAAAAAAUUAGAAUCACCAGCUUCAGGAGGAGUUGCUUCUCAAGCAUUGCCUAAAAUUGAGUCAUUCGGGGAGCCUGAGCAAAGUGGAAAUGGGCAUGACGGCCAUGAAAGCGACAGCACCGGGCAUCAAAGGGAUGAAAAAGGCAACCUGGGUCAGUUCAACAGCCAGGACGAAAAUAAGAUCCACGAAAGCAAAGGGCAUACGAAGCUCCUCCAGCUUCUCACUACUAAAAACGAGAAUAUGGAGUCGUCCUCCUCGCCUUCACCAGCGCCCGAGAAAGAACUGAUGAUUGGGCUUCAACCGGGCACAUCAGGAGCCAGCGCUACGUCCUUAAAGGAGAAGCACAAAAUCCUUCACCGGCUCCUGCAGAACAGCACAUCGCCGGUGGACCUGGCAAAGAUCACGGCCGAGGCCACAGGGAAAGAACCGAGCCAUGACGGCUCCAACGUGGCCGACAUCAUCAAACAGGAAGCCGUGAGUCCGAAAAAAAAGGACAACGCCCUUCUGCGCUACCUGCUGGACAAUGAUGAGAACACGAUUAAGGACAAGGCAAUAAAGACCGAGAGCGGAGAGAUAAAGGCGGAGGUGAAUAACAUGGUCACUGUGAAGAAGGAGAAACCGGACGGAGGAUACGAAGCGGCACAGCAGUCCAGCGAGCUGGACGAUAUCCUGGACGACUUGCAGAACAGUCAGCCGGGUUUUUUCUCCGAAGCUCGUCCCAUGUCACUGCCAGCUGCCGUCGAUAAGCAGGCAAUCAUCAAUGACAUUCUGCAGAUUACAGGAGAAGGCGGGGUACAACCCAGAACAGUACAGAAUUUCAGUGGCCCGAGGCCUCCGGGUCGAGUUCCUCCCAUGCGGAGCAUGUCUUUGGACAUGAACGCCUCAGCCAAAGGUUCACCGGGUCAGUUUCCAGUUCUGAGGAACACCACUCCAUAUUCCCUCAUCCAGCAGCAGCAGCAAGGCAUGACCAGCCAGGCCAACAUGGGUGAUGUUUGGGCAUCUCAGGGUGUGAGCGGUUCCUCCCCUCAGGGGGCGAUGCAGGGGCGCAUGGUGCAAACCACAGGCAUGCAGAUCAGAGCCAGCGGCCAACCGGGAGUCAGACCCAUGCUGCAGGCCCAGAUGAUGUCCAGUGCCCAGUCUAUGGAAAUGGACAUGAGUCUAGCAGGCCCUACAUUUCCACAGCAACAGGCUCCGCCCAAUCAGACAGCUCCACCCAAUCAGACAGCUCCAUGGCCUGACAGCAUGAUGCCCAUUGAGCAGGUGGCGUUUGGAGAUCCAAACAGGUCCCUGUAUGGUACACCCCAGGAUGAUGUGCUGUGUGCAGCUGAAGGACCUGCUGAUGAAGGUGCUUUACUUAAUCAGCUCUACACUGCCCUCAAAGACUUUGAUGGUCUGGAGGAGAUUGACCGAGCUCUGGGCAUUCCAGCGCUUGUGGGACAGGCGCCGUCAUUAGAACCAGAAAUGUUCCCGGGUCAGGAUCAAAGCCUGCUGAUGGACCAGAAGCCCAUUUACCCUCAACAGCAGUAUGCUGCUCCACCUUCCCAUAACCCAGCAGGAGGCUUCGCUCCGAUGCAGGACGCCGGGUACCACGGCAUCGGGGCAGUUGGAGGGCAAAGGCCAGGAUUUCCCAUGAUCCGCAUGCAGCCCAGACCAGGUCUCCGGCCACCCGGGAGUGUCCCAAAUCAACCUAACACACUCAGACUGCAGCUGCAGCACAGAUUACAAGCACAGCAGAAUCGCCAGCCUAUGAUGAAUCAGAUGACUGGAGUGUCAAACAUGAACCUACCUCUAAGACCCAAUGUUCCGAAUCAGGGGACCAUUAACGCUCAGAUGCUUGCGCAGCGUCAGAGGGAGCUGCUCAGUAAUCAUUUGCGUCAGAGGCAACGCAGCUUGAGCAUGCGACCUCAGGGCCUCAACGUGCCAUCCAACAUGGCCGCCGGCACCAUGGGCGGAGCCCAGAUCGCCCAUGGCAACCCUACACACUUUCCCUACACGCCCAACUAUGGAAUAACUCAGCAGCCUGACGGCGGGUUCGGAGGUGCAGCGACCCCUCAGAGUCCCCUUGUGUCCCCUAGAAUGGGUCACCCCCAAAGCCCCAUGAUGCAGCAGGGUAAUGCCACAUUUCAGUCGUCUCCAGAGAUGAACGGCUGGACGCAGGGCAACAUGAACACCAACAGUAUGUACACUCAGCAGGCCAGCAGCGCUGUGUAUAACAGUAACGGCAUGAGCAUGAAUGUGCCCAUGACUCCCAACACCAACAGCAUGAGCAGCAUUGGUCAGAUGGGCACGGAGCAGCCAAAGUAUUGUUGACCAUAAGUGGACGAAGCGUGAUUUCCACCAGCACGGGCCAAGAGCAAGUCCUGUGCCCUUCAGAGGGUCCCUACGCAUCCCCAGAGCCCUACAACUCCACUGUCCCCUGCUGGAGGGAGAUCAUACACACACACACACACACACACACACACACACACACACACACACAAGAUUUGUUAUUUUGGAACUUUACUGGCCUCCAUUCAAAUCUAUGGAUCCUACACACACACACAAGGCAAAGUCCAUUUGUUGUAUAUGUAUAAAACCGCAUUCACCGUAGUGUGACUUAGCGUGACUCUCCUAUAAACGGUGGCAUCAGGAUCCUGUGAAUGUAUUCUCUCUCUCUCUCUCUCUCUCUCUCUCUCAGUGAACCCAAUCCACACACACACACACACACUUCUAUCCUCCUACUGUUCUGUCCCAUAGUCCAACAAAAAUACCACGGCUGCGCCCGGCGUUGAGCCGCUUUUGCCUUUUCUUUUCUUUCUUUUUUUUUUAUUAUUAUUUUCCUCGAGAAUGAGAGUGACUUUAAAGAUUAAAACUCUGCACAGAUCUAAAUGUUUUGCAGGCAGCAUAACGAUUUGUGCAAUCAGAUAUUAUUCUAUCCGGUGUGUCAAAGGAACAGUUUUUCAGCCAGGAAUAAAAAUGUACACAGUUUUUACUCCCGAAUGCAGUUCCAUCAGACGAGACAUGUUUUGUGUACACAGUUUACUUGUUUAGUCUGGAGUUCCGAGACAAAAACGUAGCUUUAACAAGUAAGGAAAGUUUAUCUCGUAACUUUUAAUUUUUAAAUAAACGAUUUUGCGUGAAAGCUCGCGAUAGUUUGUAGUUACAAAUUUAUAUUCAUAUUUAUGUAUCCAAAGAAAGCGUUAUCAAAAGAACCCCCACCCCACCCCCCCACCCCCGAGUAGCAUUUAUGUUUAAAUUCCUACGACUCGAAAGGUUGCAGCAAAGUUGUAGAAAUGUUAUGGAAUGUUACUGAAGAACUGGAUGUACUUUGAGGCACAUAUUUGCAGAACAGAUUCAGCGUGAAAUGGACAGGCAUUACUUAAUAGCAACGCAAACCCUGGAGCUCUGGUAUCUAAAACGAAAGAAACCAACCUAUUAGACAAAACGUGUCUUGGCUGAUCAACUGCGUUUGAUAUGGUGGUGACAUUAUGUACAUUAAAAGGUGUUUUUUUUGUGAUAAAGAUCUUUUAAAUUUAAUUCUAUUCUCAUGUAUAGUGUUUAUUUUUUUUUUUUUUUUGGUUUCUUUUCUUUUCGGAAAAAUGUAGAUAUCUGUAAUGAGCUAGCGAUGAGAAGAAAUCCUGGAAUGAUGCAGUGAACUUCGCAUUUGCUUCUUCAGCUGUAUCACUUACUAUUUAUAAUUAAGAACGUUUUGGAAUUUUGUUCCUGUAGUUUCAGAGCAGAUCAUGGAUUUUUAUUAUUUUCUUUCUUUCUUUUUUUUUUUGUGCUUAGCUGAUAGAUUGUACAUACCGAUAAUUAAAAAAAAAAAAAAAAAGAUAUAUAUUUAUUUUGGAUUUUCAGCUCUUCCGUUUUUCCCCUCCAGCCUGGUCUUAACUGCUUCUUGAAUGUUUUCACGUGUGUAAAUUUCAGAGUGUGUGAUUUUAUUUUAUUUUUUUUUUUCAUUUUUAUUAUUUUUAUUUAAAAAAAAAAAAAAGAUUAGGGCUGGGCGAUAUGGGCAAGACAUCAUAUCAUGAUACACUUUCACAAUGUCUGAGAAAUUAUGGUUUGCUAAUUAAAGGUAAAGCUAAAAAUAAAUAAAUAAGUGGAAAAUUAGCAGCAAAAAAUAAUAAUAAUUCAAUUCAUAAAUGUUUUGAAAGAGUAUUAUUUUCUAAAUCUAGUGGCUAAACAGGAUUUCACCUCAAAUUUGUGUUCCAUGUGUUAUUCCUGCUGUUCAUAACAUUUUUGGCGAAGAUUAUUAGAAUUUUUUUAUUUUUUAAUUAUUAUUAUUAUUAUUAUUAUUUUUUUAAAUAAACAGGAUCAAGAAAAGAAAAUUACAGGAUUUCAUAGGCCUCUACUCACUCAGUGUCAUGAAAGCAUUAUCACAUUGUGGUAUCGCUCGGCCCUACCUAUGGUACUGAAGCAGAUGAAGCGGGUUAUUUUAGACUGUGUGUGUGUGUGUGUGUGUGCAAGAGCUCGCCGUGUGUACGGUGUACAGCUAAUUGCUUUGCUUCUCAGCCUUUUAGAAUUUAAAAACCCCAACACAGCCAUAAACACAGCACUGAUGUGUUGCUUUUGUCUGUCGUGUUCCAAAAAGACGAGCAAUAACUUGGUAAACGUUUGCUUUGUUCGUUUUGUAAUUUUGUACAAAAUUUUGCUCUCCCAGUUUUUGGACCCAGUAUUAAGGAUAAACGUUUUUUAUUGUGGUUUAUAUUUUUUGGGCGGGGGGAAGAAAUACUACUAAUAAUGUUUCAAAUCUGUACGUUCCUCAGUGAUAAACCGGUGUUGGUGGGGCAGCGCUGGACUUCGGGGUGGCUAUUCUGACCAACAGGGUCUGCAGAUCAUAGAGUCGAGUCCUUAGAUGUAAUAUAAGAGCGGACCUUAGUGGGUGUCUUCUGAGGCUGACCGAUGGGAACGUCAAAUUACAGAACAGUCGUUGGCAUUCAUAUAUGCACAUGUAUUUACACACAGGAUUUGUGACAGGGUUUCAAAAAUGUUGCUAAUAAUCACUGUACAUGCUAGCCAGUUAGCUAACAUAAAUUGGCCUAACAGGAUUUUAAGUCAUAUUCAUAAAUGUUGGUAAUAAUCACUCUAAAUGCUAGCCAGACAGCUAACAUAAAUUGGCCUGACAGGAAUUUAUUCCUAAAUGUUGCUAAUAAUCACUGUACAUGUUAGCCAGUUAGCUAACAUAAAUUGACCUGACGGUAUUUUAUUCCGAAAUGUUGCUAAUAAUCACUGUACAUGUUAGCCAGUUAGCUAGCCAGUUAGCUAACAUAAAUUGACCUGACAGGAUUUUAUUCCUAAAUGUUGCUAAUAAUCACUGUGCAUGUUAGCCAGUUAGCUAACAUAAAUUGACCUGACGGGAUUUGUGACAGGAUUUUUAUUCCGAAAUGUUGCUAAUAAUCACUGUACAUGUUAGCCAGUUAGCUAGCCAGUUAGCUAACAUAAAUUGACCUGACAGGAUUUUAUUCCUAAAUGUUGCUAAUAAUCACUGUACAUGCUAGCCAGACAGCUAACAUAAAUUGACCUGACAGGAUUUUAUUCCUAAAUGUUGCUAAUAAUCACUCUACAUGCUACCCAGAAAGCUAACAUAAACUGGCUUGAAAGGAUUUGUGACAGGAUUUUUUUGUCACAUUCAUAAAUGUUGACGAUAAUCACUGUAUAUUCUAGCCAGUUAGCUAACAUAAAUUGGCCUGACAGGAUUUUAUUCCUCAGUGUUUUAUGUUUUGUUCCAUAAAUUGGUCUGACAGGAUGUUAAGUCAUGUUCAUAAAAGUUGAUGAUAAUCACUGUACAUGCUAGUCAGUUAGCUUACGUAACUCAACCUAAUGGAAUUUCUAACAGGGUUUUUGGUUUCAGAUUAUCAUAUACAAGCUCUAUGUUAGUCAACUAGCUAGCAUGGACUACUUUUGAGGAUCUGGUGCUAAUCAGAAAUGUUUUUUAUAUUAGAUAUCUUUCAUAAUUGUGAGCUCGGUUGUUUUUGGCCGAGUUAAAGCCUCUCCCUAUCAAAUACACCAUAAAAAUAGCAAUCUUGUAAGGUCAUUUAGUCUGGCCAUGGUUUUCUGUAUCCUUCUCAGGGAAAGGCGAGUCCCAUGAUUCUGUUUAAGGUGAAAAUGUGAACAAUAUGGCAGUACACAAAUCUCUCUUUUCCCUUUACGUACACUACUGUUUUGUGGUUUCAGAUAACAUUCGGACAUCACUCUGUUUGGAAGUCCAGCGCUGUUGUCCUGCAGUGACACUUGGUCGGGGGUAGCCACUUACUGAAUCCAAAGAUCGUCGCCAUUUUAAAUGGGUGUAUAAGCCAUGAGGUGGAGGCGCUGUGGGGGUUUUUUAAACGCGUUUUUAUCAGCCACUUUACACCGACACCUGUAGGGUUUUUUUUUUCUGUUGUGAGUGUCAUUGUGCUCUGUAGUCGGCCAGUAGCAUAGUGCUAACUGCAGGAAGCUAAGAUGCUAAACGCUAUCUAUAUGUUGCCUUAGACCUUAAUGUUGCAUACAGAAGAGAGCUUUGUGUUACAUCUGUACAGUCCGUCACUAUUAUGAGCUCACCACUCUUCCCACUCACUUUACUCAACUGGGUCUUUCCUUGUCCAUUCGAUGAGGUGGUGUACUCAAGAGGUGUGUUUUUGUUUUUGUACUUUUAAUGUGUAUGCUUUACCUGGAAAGUCUACCUUAUUUCAAGCUUUGAAAGGUGAUUCCAAUUAUGUACCUUAAUAUUUUUUAAAGGUACACAUUGAUGGUAUUCAGGUUAAAGAUCUAUAUUAAAGGUUCAAAAAUAAAGUGUAGCACCUCAACAACACAGAAAGAUCCAGUUUAUUCUUCUCUCUCUCUCUCUCUCUCUGUUUCUGUCUCUCUCUCUGUUUCUGUCUCUCACUCUCUCUCUCUCUCUCUCACACACACACACACUUUGUCUCUCUCUUUCUCUCUCUCUCUCUCUCUCUCUCUCUCUCUCACUCACACACACACACACACACACACUUUGUCUCUCUCUUUCUCUCUCUCUCUCCCUCUCUCACUCACACACACACACACACACACACACUUUGUCUCUCUCUUUCUCUCUCUCUCUCUCUCUCUCUCUCUCUCACUCACACACACACACACACACUUUGUCUCUCUCUUUCUCUCUCUCUCUCUCUCUCACUCACACACACACACACACACACACACUUUGUCUCUCUUUCUCUCUCUUUCUCUCUCUCUCUCCAAUUCAUGUUUGUUUUUUCGUGAUCAGCUGUGGAUUUAUUAUUAUUUGUACAGUUCUGAUUUCACCUAUUCAGUGAUGAUGAUGAUGAUGAUGAUGAUGAUGCAACGGGAAAUCGAAGCAAUAUGUAAUUUAUGGACCUUUCAGUAAAGCCGACAGUGUUGCGCGUUAUGAAAUGUAUUAUUAUUAUUAUUAUUAUUAUUAUUAUUAUUAUUAUUAUUAUUAUUUUGUGUCUCCGUGCACAUUGAGAGCUCAUCUGUUCACGCGCCUCGGUAUUUCUGAUAUUUAGUGUGUGAGCGUUUUAUGCAAAACUUCUUUAAAUAAAUAAAUAAAUACAAAAAAAGGUUAUGCAAGUUGGCAAACUAAUGCGGCUUCGCGGAUGCUGUUUGAUGUUUGGAAAUAAUAAUAAAUUACUGUUGUAAAUAAAGAAUUCUGUUUAAAAACCAAA